AUGUCGGACCACUCGAGUCCACACAACGGUGGCUAUGAUUCUGCUGAGCCUACGAGAUUGUCGGUCCGCAAGGACCUGUUCCCUGACGAGAGCUCCGCCAAGUCAGGAACUAGCUCCGAUUCGGAUGAGCAGGACCAGCUCGAAGACUUUUCCUGUGUUAAACUGGAAACAGACUUCGAACAGAGCAUAGAUGAUAUAGCACAUCAAAAAAUGCAGGUUGUGAAUGGAACUAUUCCGACAGCACCACGAUCGCGACACAAGAAGCACAAGCAGCGAUCAAGGCGUGAAUCAAAUCAGUCAACACUUAAUGGUUAUCUUCCUUCAGAAAGGAAGCGAAAAAAACAUUCUCGUGAACGCAGUAGGACACAUAAGAGUAACAGUGUAGUCUCAAAAGUAAAAGGUGGUAAAAACCUGAAUUUAGUAAGUAGUAGUGAGUGUCAACAAGAUGAGGAUGCAGGUGACUCUGCUGGUGAAAAUGAAAGUUCAGAAGAUGAAGUGCUAGAAAGAAGUGUUAAGUUGAAAUUGAUGCCGCGGCUGAGUGGUAAACCAUACAGUCAUGAACUUAGUCAAUUAUCCUCUAAAAAGAAUAAACGUAAAGACUCUUCUAAGGAGCAAAGGACUCACAUAGUGACCCCGUGUAGUGGUAAACCUCGGUCAAUGUUAGGACUUUGUAGUUCUCGUAGCAAAAAGAAAUCCAAGAAGUCUGAAUGUACACCCACUUAUCGAAGUCAGAUAGUGGAUACCAGUACUAACCUAAAGAUUAAAAUAAGGAAAACAAGUGUUCAAGAUGCAGUGAGUAUAAUCGAACCAGCACCAAAAUCAAUGUCCGAUAUUGGUCAAAGAAAGUCGAGAAAGAAACGUGCCGCAUCGCCCGUCCCAAGCGAGAGUUCAGGCGAAGAGUAUGACCCUGCACGUGGCGACACGGCAGCGGCUAUGAGCGUCGCAGCGCCCAAACCACGUACGAGACAGAAAGCUCCACGAAAACCUACUAAUUCAAAAAGUAAAGCUCAAAAGACUGAAAAAAGUAGAGAUAAUCCAGCGGUCAGAGACAUUGGGCCACAAAGUCCGUGGGGAACUUCCGUGCCUGUGGAAAUUCUUUCCAAGAUAUUCGAUAAUGUAGUUGUACAACAGGGAUCCCUACCGACUAUUGUAAGAUUGGGUAAAGUAUGUAAAUUAUGGUAUAGUGUAAGUUGUAAGGCUGACUUCUGGAGAAAUGUGGAUCUCGCACAACACACUGUAGAAAAAUGGAAAACUGAUUACAAACUGGUGUGGCUGCUAGAGAACAGAUUGUCCCAGUGUCAGACUUUGAAUCUUGCUCAAUGGAAUGUAAAUAACGUGACAUGGGUGCUAGCGUGCUUGGCGGACUAUUGUCCUGACCUAAUAGAGCUGAGCGUGGCCGGCUGGAGCCGCAUCACGCCUGAACAGCUCUACGACCUAUUUCAAGGAUUGCCUAAGAUGCAGAGGAUCGAUUUGUCGUCGUUGUCAGAAACAGGCGGCCUAAGUACGUGCUUAUCAGCGGCUUCAGUGGCGCGAGUGUUGGAGACUUUUGGAAGUAGGCUCACUCACCUUACGCUCGCCAACAACAAAUUCUCGGCCUUACAGCAAAUACUAACAGCAGUGGCGAAUAAUUGUUCCAACUUGGAAGUGCUGGAUAUAUCUGGUGCGCUGGCUACGUCGCAUCCAGCCGCAGUACCACUUGAAGCGCUUCAACGUGGUUGCACGAAGCUGCGUGUUUUCCGCGCUGCUAACGCGCAGCUUGUACUCGCCAACGCUACCACCUCGCAACAGAUGGAAGCCGGAGGUUGGAGUAUGUUAGAAGAACUUUCAAUAGCCGGUGGGGCAGCCGCCGAAAGGAGUUCGGUUGGUGAAUACCGGUUUGGGGAGGAGGCUUUAGCGCGCCUUGUUCGUGGUGCUACGAGGCUUAAGCUUUUGGACCUGAGAGGACUUCAACGCUUGACCGAUUCCGGAUUAGUGCGAGUGCCUGCUUGGGAUCUACAGCAUCUUUUCCUUGGAGGAUGUAACGUGACACGUCAGAGCACGGCGUGUCUGGAGCUGAUCUGCGAGAAGUGGUCCCACAGCCUCCUUGAAUUAGAUCUGUCGUGGGCUUCAGCCACCAGGCCACUGGACGAUGCUGUGGCAGCACUUGCAGAUGCCACGGAUAGCAGAUUACGUGUCUUGAACCUUUUCGGCUCGUCGGUAUCACUAGAACCUGUCAAAAAAGUGUUGUUAAAAUGCACCCAAUUAGAAUCAAUAAAUUUAAGCUUGUGUCGAGCUUUGCCCCGAGGCAUGAAGCGUCUGUACACCGGCAAGGAGUUAGAAGAUUUAAAAAUCAGUUUUGAUCCCGAGAGGGCGAAAAAAUCCGAAGAGAAGGUGAAAGAAACUAAAAAAUCUAGGAAAUCAAAAGUAAAUUCAGAUAAAGAGGAAAAGAAAGCGACGGCCGAUAGUGCUUCGGAGAGUUCUAGUACUUUGGAUAUAAAGUCUCCAGACAAGUCUUCCCCUAGCUUAUUUCAAGAACCGCGUAAGGUCUCCGACGUAGCUGGAACUGAGAAAAAUUCCGCUGUCGAGGCACAAAUUAAAUCCCCCCUCAACACUAAGCUAGUUCCGUCGCCCAAAGAGCCUUCAGAAGCUGUGACGUCACAAAAUGAAUCUAAAUACUCUUCGUCCAUUUCCAAACUAUCGAGUCCACUCGCUCAGUUAAAACCGGACUCUUCCUCCACUCCGAGAUCCGACCCCAUGAAGGCGGACUUAGGAAGUCCACAUUUUAGUCCCGUCCAGAAACCGGACAGCCAAGUCCCGAGCAGCCCCGAUGUCCAAUCGGAAAUCGUGAAAAAUAACGCCUCCUGGAACGUCGGCCCUUUCAAAAGAACACCGAAUCACAAAUCUGAAGCGAGUCCUUUAAAUAGAUUAGAGAGUCACAACAAAGUAAAACAGGCUAAAGUCAUAGAACAAUGCAGUCCUACCACCUCUCUAGAAAAUAAACGUAGCCCGGAGACGAUGGGUGUGAAACCAGAUAUAAAAAAUCCAAACACCUGGAAUUAUGGCAGCUACAGUCCGAUGCCCAGGCAGGAUCAGUUCCCGUCGCAACACAGUCCUUACUCUGCUCAACCGAGUCCCGCCCAACCCAGUCCCUACUCGACUCAACCCAGCCCCUACUCCACCCAACCGAGUCCCUAUUCUUCUCAGCCCAGUCCUUACUCCGCCCAACCCAGCCCUGACACGAGCCAAAUGGUAAAGGCGGAUCUUCAGAAGUCUAACGCUUGGAAUACCGGAAACUACAGUCCUCUCGCAAAACAUCACGCUCCCUUCUCUCCUCACCCCGCGACCCACACGAGUCCAGAUCCUGGCUUGGGGGUCAAGAGCGACACUCUAAGAAAUAAUCCAAACAAAACUCCCGGUCAGUACAGCCCCAUGUCUCGGCCGCAACACCAUAGUCCCUACUCGCCUCGGCCAGGCAUAGAUAACAGUUACGGCAACAAAAAGAGCCCCGGCGUGGCCGGCAAAUACAGUCCCAUGAUGCGCGCCGACUGUCACUUGCCCAGUCCGGAAGGAGGGCACGCCGCUCGACCGCACCUGAGCAGAAGUCAGGAGAUGUACGGGCGGCCGAAGGCACCGGACGUGAUGCAGAGUCUUCCGACGCCCGACAUUCCAACUUCGUGGGGCCUCGACAGAUACGGUCAGAUGAGCACGAGUAUCGAGUCGCUCGUGUGGAGCAGUGGGGGGCAGCAACAGCGAGUCGACAGCGCGUCGCUAGCGCAGCCCCAAUGGCCGGACCUGUCCGGCUUCGACACCUCGCGGCGCUCCGAAGCCAGCGACCCCUGGAGCUUGGGGCAGUUCCGCAUCGAGCCGCCCCAUCAGGUACACAACACGUUCGUCGAGCAGAACGUGACGUUCGACUCUUUGGCGUCCCACCUCCCUUCGCACCAGUCGUUGCCCGCUUUCCUCGACGACAGCUUCACGGAGACGUCCCGCGUGGACUGA
Messenger RNA from Pieris macdunnoughi, 3978 nucleotides. The record is from the annotation of a GenBank genome assembly. Lineage: Eukaryota; Metazoa; Arthropoda; Insecta; Lepidoptera; Pieridae.